Messenger RNA from Melozone crissalis (California towhee), 4308 nucleotides. RefSeq names its product sorting nexin 29 (gene SNX29). The record is from RefSeq and is a predicted model, not a curated record. The transcript is spliced from 21 exons. NCBI's taxonomy places the organism in Eukaryota, Metazoa, Chordata, Aves, Passeriformes, Passerellidae. Bases 60 to 2513 code for a protein of 817 amino acids. Gene Ontology annotation, molecular function: phosphatidylinositol binding.
GCCCGGCCGUGGCUGUGCGGGAGAGCGGCGGCCCCGGCGGACGGAGCCCCGCGGGCACCAUGAGCGGUUCACAGACCAACGACACUAAAAGACAAUUUCUUCUAGAACGGCUGCUGGAUGCAGUUAAACAGUGUCAAAUACGAUUUGGAGGAAGAAAAGAAAUUGCUUCAGACUCAGAUAGCAGAGUGACCUGUUUGUGUGCUCAGUUUGAAGCUGUGUUCCAGCAUGGCCUGAGGAGGAGCCGGGGGUUGGCACUGACAGCAGCUGCAAUCAAACAGGCAGCAGGUUUCUCCAGCAAAACUGAAACAGAGCCAGUGUUCUGGUACUAUGUGAAGGAGGUGCUGAACAGGCACGAGCUGCAGCGCUUCUACUCCCUGAAGGCCAUCACGAGUGACAUCGGCAGGGGCCGGGCCUGGCUGCGCUGUGCUCUGAACGAGCAUUCCCUGGAAAGAUACGUGCACAUGCUGCUUGCAGAUAAGGGUCGCCUCAGUGUCUUCUAUGAAGACUGGUCUUUUAUGAUGGAUGAGGAACGUUCUAGCAUGAUCCCUACAAUGGCAGCUGGUCUGAACUCCAUUCUUUUUGCUAUCAACAUUGAUAAUAAGGAUUUAAAUGGGCAGAGCAAAUGCACACCCACUGUGUCAGAUUUGUUGAAGGAAUCCACACAAAAUGUAACUUCCUUAUUGAAGGAGUCCACUCAGGGUGUCAGCAGCCUCCUGCGGGAGAUCACUGCCUCCUCUGCAGUCUCCAUUCUCAUCAAACCUGAGCAGGACUCUGACCCACUGCCUGUUCUGCCCAGGAGUGUCAAUGCUGAUUUGAAAUACAAAAAAGAUCGAAAAAAGAAGAAGAGGGUGACUAAUAUUAUCUCAUUUGAUGAAGAGGAAGAUGAGCAAAAUCUGGGGGAUUGCACAAAGACUCUGAUGACAGGAGAAAGUUCAGAGGAGAGUGUAGACAGAUCUUCAGUUCUUGCAUUGUCUUCAUCUGAAAGCACUCUGGGAAAAAAUCUGAAUGGGAGUGAAAGUAACCAUUCGUGGAAGAACAAUUCAGUAUUCAUGAAUGGAGAGUAUGAAUACCAGAAACUGGAUGUGAAGAGCAUUGAUGAUGAAGAUGCAGAUGAGGAUGAGCUGUAUGGAAAAUCAUUAGGAAAUAAAGGCACAGAGGGUGGAACUGAAGCUUCUGAAAAGCCUCGUGAAAUAGUCACAUGCAGUUCUCAGAUAUGCAGUUGGAGUCCUCUGCAGGUCCUGAAUGAUGACUCAGAUGUUCUAUUUCCUGUCAGUGCUGUUGGCUCUUACUCCCAAACAGAUAACUUGGAGAAUGGAGAGGGGCAUGAACAUACUGUUCAUCCGGUAGAACUGGUUCCAAGGAGAUCUGAUCUUCCUUACAGAGUGGAAGUCAGUCCUCCAGCUCAAGUGAAUACUUUAAGCAGUAUGUUGCCUUCAGCCACUGUGCCAGAAUCCAUGACAAUUAAUGAACUUCGUCAAGCUAUCGUGGCCAUGAUGAAUAGAAAGGAUGAGCUGGAAGAACAGAAUAGAUCCCUGAGGAACCUGCUGGAUGCAGAGAUGGAGCAUUCUGCAGCUCUGAGGCAGGAGGUGGAGAACUGCAGGAGGAAGGUGGCAGAGCAGGAGGAGAGACAUGCCACCAAGGUCCAGGCCUUGGCACGAGAAAAUGAGGUGCUAAAAGUGCAGCUUAAGAAGUAUGUAGGAGCUGUCCAGAUGCUCAGAAGAGAAGGUCAAACAGUGGAAGUUCUGCCAAACAUUUGGAGCACUGAUGGUGAAUUUACAAUUCCAGAGCAAAAGCAAGCAGAAAACAAUGAGGAGCUGGCCAGCUCUUAUGAAAGGAAAUUGAUUGAGGUGGCUGAAAUGCAUGGGGAGCUGAUUGAAUUCAAUGAGAGGCUGCACCGUGCUCUGAUGGCCAAGGAAGCUCUGGUGUUCCAGAUGAGACAAGAGCUCAUUGAUCUGAGAGGGCCAGUCCCUGGAGAUUUAAGUCAAACAUCUGAAGAUCAGAGUUUAUCAGAUUUUGAAAUAUCCAAUCGUGCUCUCAUCAAUGUUUGGAUUCCCUCAGUCUUCCUGCGUGGCAAAGCUGCCAAUGCAUUCCAUGUUUACCAGGUUUAUAUCAGGAUAAAGGAUGAUGAGUGGAAUGUCUAUCGAAGAUACGCAGAGUUCAGAAGCUUGCAUCAGAAAUUACAGAAUAAGUACCAGCAAGUGAGGACUUUUAACUUCCCACCAAAAAAGGCUAUUGGAAACAAGGAUGCAAAGUUUGUAGAAGAGCGACGCAAGCAGCUACAAAAUUACCUAAGGAAUGUAAUGAACAAAAUUAUUCAAACUGUGCCAGAAUUCACAGCCAAUCCCAAAAAAGAGACACUUAUUCAGCUGAUGCCCUUUUUUCUUGAUAUCCCAGCCUCUGGAGAAGCAGUGAGCAAAAGCAAUCGCUCCAGAGUGAGCACGCGCUUCCCCAGACUGUCCCGCGGCCACCCCCGUGAGCCCCGGAGCCUGGAGCCUCAGAGCGGGGACCUCUGACCCUGCUGCCCUUGGUGCCGUGGGCAGCACGUACUGGCAGUGCUUCUGUCAUCCCUUCCUAGCCUAUAUUUAUAAUUUAAGCUCCUGAAGAGACUACAGCUGCAUCAACUUAAAUCCUGAAAAGAGACAUUCAUUACCAAGGGUCAUAUCCUGAUUAACUACUUUGGAAGGCAGCAAUCACUUUCUCAAAGAAUACGAGGGCUCUUCACGAGAGCUCAGCAAACUGCUCGGCGUUUCCUUUGUUUUGUAAAGCUGCACUGCACAAAUUCUCCUUUGUUCCUCUGAAGUCCUUCUGUCACAAUGAAUUCCUUGUUUCUAUUAUGUUGUCCCUUUUCCAUGUACAGUUUUCUGUUCCAGAGAGAUGUGGGCUUCAUGUCAAGACAAUUUUUUUUUCUCCUUAGAAGGACCUUUAUGAUUAUCACUACUUAAUAUGUCAGAAGGAUGUACUUAAAAGAACCUCACUAAUUUAUUACCUUUUGUAAAUAGAAAGACUGGGUUGUUUUGGUUUUUUUUAUUGUCAACCUCUGACACACAAAGGUUUUUAAAAAAACUUCACCAUGCAGAUGAUGAGACAAACAUUACAGGUGGAAAAAUAGCUUUUGUACAUUUCUAGAUAGAUAGUCUCAAUAGCAUUCAUCUGAGGGAAGUAAUUCUUUAAAAUCAGAGAAUGUAAUUAUUUUUAGUGAAAUUUCAGUCUUUCUGUAAGGCAGGUGCAAUAUUAUUCAUUUCUACAAACCACCACAAGGAUACACAAAAGUAAUGUGGUACAAAACAGUGCUUUUAAGUCUUGGAUUAUAUUUUGUUAUUAAUUUGUGGUUUAUGUUACAGAACAGUCCAUCAUUAACAGGGCAGGGUGGAAUUCUUAAUCUGAUUUUGUAAUACCCUUCACGUGGUGAUACUUAAAAAUUGCCUGUAAUGAAAGUGCCUGUUCCCCAUCACCUCUUACUGAAAAGUAAUUUGUAAUGCUACUACUGUAAGAGUAACUAAAAAAUUGACAAGAAUUGUUACAAGUGAUGAAAGUCCUGAAAUGGAUUAACUGGAAUCCAGUUCAGCAUCCAUUAGCUGCACUGCCAUAGGCAGUUAAUUAUGUUUUAGCUAUCUUCUUCUCUUCAUUAAGUUUAAGCAGUGUAUGUUCAAAUUUUCUAUUAAUUGUGUUCUAGUUUUCCUUUAUGUAAGAACAUCAUUCCUCUCAGAAGUUUUUUUGGAUAACGUUACUUAAAUUGAUGUAUCUUGUCAUUUUACUAUCCAUUCAUUAUAUUAAAUUUUCACAUCUUAUAUUAUUCUCCAGGAAAAAAAGAAGCUGAUGAUUAAUAACAGAUUUUGUACCUCGGUGCUUUAUAAAGUUCCAGCAAACUGGAAUUUGUGUUCUGCAGUGCUGUGAGCAGUGAGUGCUGUUCAGGGAAGUCAGUGUUCAUUUGUUUCCAGUGGCUCCUCUCAGGUGAGAAAGGCUUUGUUACCCACAGGGAGUGGCACCAGCGCUGCCCGAGCAGGGUUCCCAGCACUGAAAUGUGGAACUUCCAGACUGCACUCAACAGCAAAAUGUGGCAGAGAGGAGUGGGAUUCACUCUCCAGGUCAGAAAUUUCAGUAGGUGAAAUACCACUAAGUAAAACCACAUCACAGAAAUGAACCAAUAUUUCCCAGUCAGUAAGAGAUGACAGGUACCACACAGACAAAGAGAAAAGCCCAAAGGCCAGCCUGGGAGCUCUGUGCUGUGUAUUCAUUAACAAAUUAAUUACCGUUGGUGUUUUGUGUUAGUUACAGUGGGACACUCACUUAAGAAGAAAGGAAAGUGAG